AUGUCCACGCAGCCGUUCGCAACGCGCAACCGGCGCAGCUGCCUCCCCCACCGGUCGCACGACGCCUCGAACAACAUGAAGCGAUCCGACCCCUUCAAAUUCGGAUCGCGGUACCUCGAGCAGGGUGACGAUGUCUUCGAGUUCAACGCCUGGGAUCACGUCGAGCCAGAUGACGAAUUCAAGGCCUUUGCCGAGACACAAUACGAAAAGCAGCGUGCGGCGCCUGUUUCCGAGUUCGACCAGACCCGCUUCAACAAUGAACCCGCCAAGUGGUGGAAUAAUUUCUACAAGAACAAUACGGCCAAUUUCUUCAAGGAUCGCAAGUGGUUGCGCCAGGAGUUUCCAGUCCUGGCUGAUGUGACCCAGAAAGAGGCUGGUCCUAAAGUCGUUCUCGAGGUUGGCGCCGGCGCGGGAAACACUGCCUUUCCCCUGAUUAGGUACAAUGAGAACGAACAUCUGAAGGUGCAUGCUUGUGAUUUCUCCAAGUACGCGGUUCAAGUCAUGCGCGAGAGCGAGGAGUACAAUACGGAAUACAUGGUGGCCGACGUGUGGGAUGUCGCUGCCGAGCCCACCGAGAGCGAGGAUUCCCUGCCCCCCGGUCUGGGCGAGGGCUCCGUCGACGUGGUUGUUCUCAUUUUCAUUUUCUCUGCCCUCAACCCGGAUCAGUGGAAUCGUGCACUCAACAAUAUCUGGCGUGUCUUGAAACCCGGUGGUUGUGUUCUGUUCCGCGACUAUGGCCGCGGAGAUUUGGCGCAGGUGCGCUUCAAGAAGGGCCGGUACAUGUCGGAGAACUUCUAUAUCCGUGGCGACGGUACCCGUGUCUACUUCUUUGAUAUGGAGGAGCUGCGACAGGUGUGGAGUCGUUGGACCCCAGAGAAGGGCGUACAGGUUGAUCUCAAGACUGAACCUGAAUCUGUGGCUGCCGAGCCCGCGGCUCCGUUCGAGGUCAAGCACCUGGGUGUUGACCGCAGACUCAUCGUCAACCGCCAGACUAAAUUGAAGAUGUACCGCUGCUGGAUGCAGGGUAACUUCCGGAAGCGCGAUGAUACUGCUACAACGAACUCAAGCACCGAGAAUGGUACCCAGAAUGGCGAGUGA
Molecule: messenger RNA, 1098 nt
Organism: Penicillium daleae
Lineage: Eukaryota; Fungi; Ascomycota; Eurotiomycetes; Eurotiales; Aspergillaceae
Product: tRNA(Thr) (cytosine(32)-N(3))-methyltransferase
Exons: 1
Coding region: 1-1098 (365 amino acids)
Molecular function (GO): tRNA (cytidine-N3)-methyltransferase activity
Source: RefSeq, a predicted model, not a curated record